AUGGAUCCGACUGUGACUGGCUCACACGCCUAUGACAAGAAGUCUCGUGCGAAACAUGCUUGUCGGGUGUGCAAUUCGAGGCGAGUGCGCUGUAACGUCACCGAGAUCUAUCCCUGCUCCAACUGUGAGACUGCCGGCACCAAGUGCGAAGUCUUACCGUCCAAGCGGGGCAGUCAUGCCGCGAGUCUAGAUGCCGCAUCACCGUCAAGACGUGACGACAGUUUGGCUGCAGACCCAGCGCCAGGUCCUGGCACAGACUUGGGUGACGAGAAUGCGAAUCGUACAUCGUUCAAAUCCCCAUCGUCCACCUCGACGCCGGGCAAUCUGUUCUUUGGCGAAUCAAAUUUCCACACACUGGUGCCGGGCCGAACUCAGGCAAACGGCGAGCGCUCGACGCAAGGCCGCGAACAUGGCCAGAAAACCCGCUUCGUCUUUCCCACGCCCUCGACUCCUCAGUCGCAGACUGGCGGGGCAUCGCCUGCGAGCAUCGCCCACCUGAGUGCUGGUACAACCCGCUACUUACGAGAUGAAGGGGCACUCACCUUUCCCGACCCCAAAACCUACCUGCCAGCCCUCGAGGCAUACUUUACUUGGUCCCAUCCGUGCUUCCCUGUUCUCGACCAUGCGGAUUUCGCGCAGCAGGUCUCGAAAUCGGUAGUUUCACCAAUGCUGCUCCAAGCUGUCUUGUUCAUUGGUGCUACAUAUUGUGGCGAUGAAACUAUCGCUAUGAUGGGCUUCAAGGACAGAUCCGAAGCCAAAUCACUCCUGUACACACGAGCCCGACUGCUGUUCCACGCCGAUUGGGAGAAGGACGAGAUUACCCUUUUACAGUCCCUCUUUCUCCUCAGCUUCUGGCGGGGUGGGCCGUCGGACGUGAGGGAUGUGCGGUACUGGCUUGGAGUCGUCAUUAGCCUGGCCGAGUCAUACGGCUACCAUCGAUUGUCACGUCUGAGAAGGAGGCUAUGGUGGUCUAUCUAUGUUCGAGAACGGCAGUCUGCAGUUUCUCUGGGACUACCGAGCAGGAUACGAGAUGAGGACUGUGACAUUGAGCCCUUGAGUCCGACGGACCUUGAUUCUGAACAGCUUACACCAGAAACGUUAAGCCUUGGUGUCUAUACCGCUGAGCAUGUUGUAUACGCUACCAAAAUGGUCGAAAUCGCAAGGCUACUUGGCCGGAUUAUCGACUUGCAUUAUGUGCCUGGGAAGCUCCCGUCCACAUCCGAGCAGGUGAAAAGUCUGGACACGUCUCUAGAAGCCUGGAAGAAAAGUUUACCGGAGGAUGUGAGAGAGGACGCCGACGAAGGAGGGACGUCGGUGUGGGCCUCUCUCCUCCACCUAUCUUACAAUCAUUUGAAGAUUCUGAUCCACAGGGACGACUUCCUGCGUUCCGUGGCGCCAGAACCAGGCAGCAAAAUCGUGGUCACCGCCGCCUGCCGCAUAAGUCGCAUUGCCGAAGAUAUGCUUUCUCAGGGGACGCUUCGCUAUGGCCAGAUGCACUUGAUCACGAGCGUCUUUGCAGCCUUGUGCAUACACGUCAUCUGUAUUAGAAGGGGAGCCAACGUCUCGCGACGGAUAGCUGAGACACGCGCUCAAAUGUGCCUCCUUGGUCUCAAAGAGAUACAGAAAUACUGGAGGAUUAACAUUAACGUGCUCGACCUGUUUCUCCAGUAUCUCGAUGAAUCGAUCGCCAAGAGGCUUCACGGUGAUCAACACGAGACCUCUCUUCAUAGUUCGACGAUUGUUGAUGCUGCCAACCAAGUAGCCUCUGAUAUCGACACGGCAGACUCAAGUUUCAGGGCUCCAACCUCUGAUGCAGGCCCCGACAACCUGGCGCAGGUUCGCCCCCACGAAUCUUACGAGGACCCCUACUUCGCCCUGCUUAACGGCUGGGAUGGUGAUCAUUCGCUAGCGGACAUCGGUCUGUUUUUGCAGUCGGAUGAUUUCAUGCAGGCCGAGGGUCUUACAUUCCUUGAAAGAUCGCUGUAA
Molecule: messenger RNA, 1986 nt
Organism: Verticillium nonalfalfae
Lineage: Eukaryota; Fungi; Ascomycota; Sordariomycetes; Glomerellales; Plectosphaerellaceae
Exons: 7
Coding region: 1-1986 (661 amino acids)
Biological process (GO): regulation of DNA-templated transcription; DNA-templated transcription
Molecular function (GO): DNA binding; zinc ion binding; DNA-binding transcription factor activity, RNA polymerase II-specific
Source: RefSeq, a predicted model, not a curated record